UAACUCACCAACCGGUAUCAGUGAUCAGUCGUAUAACACUAUUCACUACAGUAUCAGAUAAAAAAAUAUAUUGAAUGAUGUGUUUAAUUCGAAUUCGUUGAUUAUGCCAUUUUGGUUUCGGAGUAACAAAACCAAGUUUACUUAGGAGUUUUGUGUUCAGUUAAGAAUAAUCCAUCAUUGUACAGUAUUAAACUGUUUAUUUUUAAUUUUAAUUUUCCUGUAUUUAUAUAAUAUAUUUAGUGGUAUCUAAUAUAUAUUCUUUUUAACUGUGUUACACAAUUAGGGAUAUGUUGGACAUAUUUUUUACCAAAGCAUAUUUAUUAUGCUGCGCAACAUUAUUACUCGUUUCAUGGACAGAAAGUAAAAAUGUGGAGUAUGUGACUUGUGGAACUGUUGCAAAAUUGUACAAUAUCGAUCUUAAAGUAAGGUUGCAUUCGCACGAUGUUAAAUAUGGUGCAGGUAGUGGUCAGCAGUCUGUAACUGGCACUGAUUUGUCUGAAGAUAUUAAUUCACAUUGGGAAAUAAAAGCACAAACGGGAAAACAUUGUAAAAGAGGCGAGCCUAUUAAAUGCGGAAGUAUAAUAAGAUUUACACAUCUAACUACCAAAAAAAACCUUCAUUCACAUCUAUUCAGUUCUCCUUUAUCUGGCAAUCAAGAAGUAUCUGCGUAUGGUAAUGACGGAGUAGGAGAUUCUGGUGAUCAUUGGUAUGCAGAUUGCAGUGGAGACUAUUGGGAGAGAGAUGAUGAUAUUCGAUUAAAACAUGUAGAUACAGGAGCAUACUUAAUGGCUUCAAGUUUAUCAUAUGGUCGACCAAUUAAUGGACAAAAAGAAAUUGCUGCUGUAAAAAAUCCAGGACCAUUUUCAACUCAUUGGCGUGUAAAAGAAGGCAUAUUCAUUCACAAAGACGAACCAAAUGAUUUUCAUUCUGAUUAUCUCCACACAGAACUAUAAUAUUAUUCCAUUUAAGUAUUGAAUUAUCAAUUAUUUUAUAAUUUUGUAAAUUUAUUAAGGACUGCACACUGUUUAUAGUAGAAAAUAUAAUAAAAUAUGAACUUC
Molecule: messenger RNA, 1058 nt
Organism: Rhopalosiphum maidis (corn leaf aphid)
Lineage: Eukaryota; Metazoa; Arthropoda; Insecta; Hemiptera; Aphididae
Product: stromal cell-derived factor 2
Exons: 4
Coding region: 288-953 (221 amino acids)
Source: RefSeq, a predicted model, not a curated record